Molecule: messenger RNA, 1947 nt
Organism: Guillardia theta CCMP2712
Lineage: Eukaryota; Cryptophyceae; Pyrenomonadales; Geminigeraceae
Exons: 11
Coding region: 1-1857 (618 amino acids)
Source: RefSeq, a predicted model, not a curated record
AUGGCGAGAGGUGGGGCAAUGAAGGCAGCGGGGGUUUCAGCGAUGGCGAUCGCUUUCGCGCUGCUCAUCGUCUGUAUCUCAAUCCAGCAGUACACGGAAAGGAUUCAGAACGACUCAAUGUCCGCUCCUCUUGGCAGCUCUGAGCUCCUCACAAUCCAAAGCUUGAUGCAUGUUCCUGCCUGCGCAGCCGACAAGCAUUGCAGGUCUGCAUGCAGGUUAGUUUGUGACGAAGUUCGCAUGAGCUCAGGAGCGCGAGACUAUGCAUCAUCACUCAUAUCCUUUGGAUGCUGCUCGUCAUCUCCGGUUAUUACCAAGCAAGUGACAGGUGCUCGUGAGACUCUGUUAGCUGAGGUUUCCAAGCUACAUGCACAUGACCGUCUGCCCGUCAAGUAUCUUCGCAGCGGGAAUUCACUGAAAGAAAAUCUCGCAAUCUUGAAACGAGAAGAGACGGCGGUGGCAAAAAGACUAGCGAAGCUCAAGCUGAAAGAUGUUUUGCCAUUCCGUGUCAAACGUGGAGGUCAACUAGCUUUUCAAGUGCAACCUCCUCUCGUCGAUGGAACCAAACGGAACAGCACGACGACAGACCCAUAUGGUGUCGAAAGACAAGCAGAGUCAAAGGGAAAGCGAGAUGCAGUAUGGCGAGGCUUCUAUUGUGUCGGUGCAGAUUGUCCAGAAGAGAACGAUUCAUUCCAGACUUGGUCCGCCUACGAGGCAUACCUCGCUGCGACCAACCAAUUCGGUUUGCCAGUCUCGUUCCGAAAUGAAUCAAGUGUGAAGUAUGUGGAAUCCGACCCCUCCGAACUGGAAAGACUUUUGAGGGAAACUGAGAUUAUGGGAUUGGGCGAACCAUACGAAGAGGAGGAAGUGCUAAAAGAUCCUGACACGGAUGUUGAAAAUCUCUAUCAACAGUAUAGAUGGUGUGUUUUCAAAUCCAAUGAUAAUCUAGAUGACUGCCUCAAGAAGCUUCGCGAACAACAUCUUCAGUGGGAGUGGCAACGUAUUCCGGGAUGCAUUCCCAAUGUGACCGUGAAUGCUUCUUUCCAUCCUGAGAAUGCAUCUUAUAUAGCCAACGCGAAUGCAAGCUGCCUGCAGCUUGUCCCAAUGAGAACUUUGAGGACGUAUGGGUAUGACGUGGCAACAGGGAAGUACCCUAUGGAAAACUUGACUGAUGAUCUAGAGGAAUUCCCUCCAAGUGAAGAAGCCAUCAGGCACCUUCUGGGCGAUGAUUUGUAUGCCAAGUAUGAAGAAGAAGAGAGGAAAUCCCUGACCCUUGGGGAAGCUCAUCAACAGUUCAAUCUUCGCCGUGCUGAGAUUCGUAGGAGACAAGUCUUCAAGAAGGCCUUCAACAAAACAGAGUUUGAAUGGUGCCUACAUCAGCACAAGCACGACAAGGACUUUCCAAAAGCUUGCACAGGAGACGGACGUAUGUUUAUCAAGAAACCCUAUCAGGAUCGGCAUAAACCUCUCACGGCUCCGGAGCAGAUCGUGGAAGGUGUUGCGUCAGCGAUGAGGAAUCUUGUAGGGGAAGAUCGCGCGGCAAGGGUGGUGGAAGAAACGGGUACGGAAGCCGCAGGUCAGAGGCAUCCAAACAAGUUCGAAUAUGGGCCUGCAGUGGUUCAGCCCGGCCAUGUGGCUGCCGAGCCGGCCCCAUGGCUGAGGAUGAAGCUCAUCAGGGACCAGCCGCAGUCAGUGGAGGGGAAGAUGGCGCUGCUGAGGGAUAGACGCCGACUCCCUGGCGUGAACGUGGACUCGUGGGGGGGAGCGAUGCCUGCCUUGUACCAUUCUAGGCGCGAUCCCAUCGCCUACACUCCGAACCAAUGCUGUUCUCACUUCGUUGACAUGUCGGAGUGGGCAUGAUACCAUGAACUGUGCGAAUAGUACUCUUCAUACUCGAAACUUCAAUUUUCUUAGUGGGAUUUUGACUAUGUACAUUGCAAGCCUUGAAUC